AUGUCCAGCAUAUCACCUCGAGCGACCACACUUGCUCUGUACCGCUCGAUAUUACGUAUCGCCCUUAGAAUGCCAGACCAUCACCGCACCAACCUCGUCGUCUUUCGAGCUCGGUUCGUCCGUGCCUGCCUCCCACCCCUACAUCCCUCGUCUUGCAACGGCUGACCGUCGUGUACUUUGGUGUUGACCCAAUCCAGUUCGGAGUUCGAUGCAUCUCGUGGACUCGUUGAAGCAAGUCAAGAACAAUCCGAGCGAUGGAUGGACGCCGAGAUCUAUCGUGACAAUCUCGAAGUCCGUCUUGCUCAGCAGACUCCCCAUCACUGCUCAGUUGGAUGUUGACACCACUCGAUCUUGUGUCGUCGCUUUUUGCAGCAUCAAGCCGAGCAUUUGAAUCGUCUUGCCAUGACAUCGACGCUCGUUCCGAUCGAUCUGCGCAGCGACUCACGUGAAAGUGGUACCCCACACGAAGCUCACACCUGCUCGAAUCCAUCGCAUCAUCACCCAGCCCCCACGGCCGGUCAGCCGCGUCGAAAACUCGUCACCGCCAUCAAGGCACGGGAAAAGAAUGCCGAAGGCCGUCAACGAAGCCAGGUCAAGUCGUCGAGGUUCAUGACUGGGCCUGAGCCGUCCUGGAUCGUAAAGAAAGCUCCCUGGCGGGCUUCGGGCUGA
Microbotryum saponariae is the source of this 669-nucleotide messenger RNA. The record is from the annotation of a GenBank genome assembly. NCBI's taxonomy places the organism in Eukaryota, Fungi, Basidiomycota, Microbotryomycetes, Microbotryales, Microbotryaceae.